AUGACUUGGCAACUGGAUCCUUUGGUGCUGGGACUGUUGGAGGAGCUGGCCCAGAAGCAGGAGGACCUGCGGAACCAGAAGGCUGCCUCCCAGAGCCGGGUCCCGGAGCCCCAGGUGCCCUCCAGCAGCAAACACCGAAGGAGCUCCGUGUGUCUGAGCAGACGAGAGAAGAUCUCCCUCCAGGACUUGUCCAAGGAGCGCCGGCCUGGGGGGGCAGGGGGACCCCUCAUCUGGGAUGAUGACGACGAGCGAGAGGAAGGCCCCACAGAGCCACCCCCUGCAGAAACCAGGACCCUCAAUGGAGUGUCCUCCCCACCACCCCCCAGCCCUAAAGGCCCCUCAACCUCCGAGGAGGUCCCCUUCUCUAGGCGCUUUGCUCCAGAAGACAGACAGGGGGCGGAGGGUGCCCCUGGGGCUGGGCUUCAGCGCUCAGCUUCCUCCUCACUGCUGGAAGGGACCGCCACUCAGGCCAAGGAGCCCCGUCUUGCCAGAAUCACCCCCACUCCCUCCUGGAAGGUGCCAGAGCCCUCUUGCCCGGAGCCUGAAGCCCCAGGGAAGCCAGCUGUCCCUGCCGCCUCCACAGCGCCCCCAGCGGACUCUCGGGACCGCCGGAGGUCCUACCAGAUGCCUGUGCGCGAGGAGGAGUCAGAAUCCCAGUGGAAAGCUCGCUCUCGCCUCAUGUGCCAGUCUCGGAGGUCCACACAGGGCAUGACUCUGACAGACCCGAAGGAAGCAGAGAAGGUGGCAGGGAAGGCUCCAGAGCUGGAGAAGUCAUGCACACAGAGCCUGGACCCUUCCUGGCAGCCCCGAGUCCCUGGGGUUGAGAAUUCUGAUGGCCCUGCCCAGAGAGUAGAGGGGCCUGACAGGCAGGGACAGGGACCACAGGCCUCCAGGGAGCACCUCAGAGUUGGCAAGGAGAGGAGAGGGCCUGCGGAGUGGGAGGAAGCCAAGCCCGCGGACAUCAGCCCAGAAUCCAGCACCCCCAAGGCCAGCCCUUCCCCCCGGAGGCCGCCCGCCCUCAACCCGGAACCCAAACCAGAAUCGGAGCCGGAUGAUGGCGGCUUCAGGAAGCUCUACGCAGAGCUGCGCGUUGAGAACAAGAGACUUCGUGAGGCCCUGACGGAGACCACGCUGCGGCUGGCGCAGCUCAAGGUGGAGCUGGAGUGCGCCAUGCAGAGGCAGGAGUGCUUUGCAGAGAGGCCGGCCCUCUUGGAGCUGGAGAGAUUCGAGCGCGGGGCCCUGGAGCACAAGGCCGCUGAGCUGGAAGAGAAGCUGAAGGGCCUGUCCAACCUCCGGGCUGACAACCAGCGCCUCAAGGACGAGAACGCGGCCCUGAUC
Myotis davidii is the source of this 1338-nucleotide messenger RNA. RefSeq names its product protein phosphatase 1 regulatory subunit 12C-like. The record is from RefSeq and is a predicted model, not a curated record. Gene Ontology annotation, cellular component: cytoplasm. Gene Ontology annotation, molecular function: protein kinase binding; enzyme inhibitor activity; phosphatase regulator activity. Lineage: Eukaryota; Metazoa; Chordata; Mammalia; Chiroptera; Vespertilionidae.